GGUUGGCGCAUUCACCAAAAUUUUCGUUCUUUCUUUUGUGUACAAUUUCGGUGCCAUGUCCUAACCUAACUAAUCUCUCUGGUCUCUGAUAGAUAAUAGAUACAGUACACAGUUGAUGCAAGUGGUUUGAUUAAAAGUAUUAAUUUUCCUUGAAAUAUGUGUUUAUAGUGUAAUAAAUAAAUAUGUUUAAAUGAAAAUGGCCAAAAGUCCCUCAGAUAUACUUAAAGAACGAGACACCUACCUACAGCAUUUAGGUGAAGACAUAAAUAAAUAUGAUAAAACAAUCCAGACAUUAACAAAGGAACAAGAAACAAUAGACUCUCUAAUUACUAAUUUACAAACACUUAAAACCUACCCAGAGCAGGAAGCUCUUAUUCCUUUAGGUAAAAAUAUCUAUAUGAAAGGCAGAAUAGUGCAUACUGGAGAAUAUUUUGUGAAAAGAAUUGCCCAUCCUGAUUCCAUAGUAAUGUUACAAACUGCCGAUGACACUAUAAAACGACUUGAGGAAGAAAAGAAAACCAAAGAGGAAGAUAUCGAUAAAGCUGAGUACGCAAAGUUCCAAAUAGAGGAGAGAAUUAAAAUACUUAACGGUGAAGACUCAUUUCAAGCCGAUAAGUCAGAUAUGCCUAAAGAAAUUAAGUCUGAAAAAGGAGUUGCUGUUAGGGUGGGAGAUUUUUAUGAAAUAUUGGAAUUUGAAGAGUAAUUCACAUUUUUAUUAUAAUAAAUUAUUGUUUUAUAAUAA
Diabrotica virgifera virgifera (western corn rootworm) is the source of this 742-nucleotide messenger RNA. RefSeq lists its product as uncharacterized. NCBI's taxonomy places the organism in Eukaryota, Metazoa, Arthropoda, Insecta, Coleoptera, Chrysomelidae. The coding region runs from base 191 to 703 and encodes 170 amino acids. The record is from RefSeq and is a predicted model, not a curated record. The transcript has a single exon.